Molecule: messenger RNA, 1530 nt
Organism: Lycium barbarum (goji berry)
Lineage: Eukaryota; Viridiplantae; Streptophyta; Magnoliopsida; Solanales; Solanaceae
Exons: 3
Coding region: 788-1312 (174 amino acids)
Biological process (GO): response to auxin
Source: RefSeq, a predicted model, not a curated record
UUCUAAUUCAUAGGUGACAUGUUACAUCCUUGUCGAACAUCUAUAUUACAUAGGUUACGGGGAAAAAAAUGUAGUGGAAAACCUAUAAGGAUUUCACUUACGCAUAUAUGCCAACGGACAUUUCAAAAAAAAAAAAAAAAAAAAAAAAUCAAAAAAAAAAUAUAUAUAUAUAUAUUGUAUAUUUUAUGUUGUUGUAAUAGUGACUUACAUUAUUUUUAAGGUCACUAAUCUAAUUUUAUAAAGUCACGUAUAUUAUCUUUAGGAAUUACACUAUUAUUGUGUAAAAGUUAAAUCCCAAAGAAACGGGUGGACGCAUGAAUCGUAGGGAAAGCAAAAAACAGGUGAAUUCCAAAGGAUAGAGAGAAAAAAAGGAUGCAACUUUCAAACGAUGAGUACAUCAGUGCAGAGAGGAGUCUGAUUUUAUCAUUUAUGAUAUGGAUGUUAAUAUGAUAUUCUAUUCAGAAUCAUUGUUCAUUUUAAUGGAUUCUGAAAAAACUAUGACGCUAUGUAACAAAUAAAGAACUGAUCCUUCCAUCUUCUAGCCCAAAAUUAACCUUCCACCACUGUCAAUUAUUUGAAAGUUCCUCUUCCCCUUCUAAGCUUUUCUAUGGUCAUAUGAUGUCUUAUUCUAUUCUUAGUACCUUCUUUUGACCUGUCCAUUCUGCAGAGGAACAAGAUCUGAUGAGUCAUAUUCUCCGAUAACAAAUCGAAGGGCUUGUGAUCAAUCCCAAUUUGGUAAUAUUCUUCUCACCAUCAAUCUUGUUGUGAUAAUAAGCAAAGCAAGAAAAUGGAUGAACAUGGAGGAGGAAGCAAGGUGACAGGUAUUAGACAAAUUGUGAGACUCAAAGAGUUGUUGCAUAAAUGGCAAAAUGUCACUCUUAGUCCCAAAGGUACAAAUGAGCAUCCACUUCAAUCAUCCAAUAUGAAUAGUAAUGGCAAUUUCCAUGGAGGAAUAUCACCUGCUAUUACAAAGAGGCUAAAGAGCUCCAAUGUAUGUUGUGAUUCGGACGACGAGAGUUGCCAUAGUCCAGAGCCACCGCAUGGUGUCCCUAAAGGUUAUUUAGCAGUUUACGUUGGACCGGAGCUUCGAAGGUUUAUAAUUCCUACAAGCUACCUUAGUGAUCCCUUGUUCAAAGUGUUGCUGGAAAAAGUUGAGGAAGAGUUUGGAUUUGAUCAUACUGGUGGACUUACUAUUCCUUGUGAGAUUGAGACAUUCAAGUACCUAUUGCAAUGCAUGGAGAAUCAUCAGAGAGAUCAUGGUGCUGAUCUUCAACAUGAUUCUGCUGGAUCUUCAUUGGCAAUUGAGGGGUGAUUAACUACUAUGGCCUUAGUGAUGGUUGAAUCUUUAGGGAUGACUUUUUGUUUCUUUUCUUUACUUCUUCUGGUGUUAAAUUAAGCUAAGAUAUGAUCUCCCUGUAAUGCAGAUUUGGCAAUUCUUUUUUUUUUCUUUUACUUGUACGUUUGUAUUCAAAAUUGAUAAAAAACGAAAGGGGGAAAAAAAAAAAAAGAGGGUCUGUCUAGGUAGUUAGA